GGAGGAGUAGACUCUCCUCUGGGAAAGCUAGUGGUAUCUGCCAUUUAUGAUGGAGGCUCAGCAGACAAACAUGGUGAGUUCAUAUGUGUCAACACUUGGAUUUAUUUAAUUUAAAGAUUAUAAACAUCAAUCUCUUCUCUCACCCUCUGUUGUCACCAAUAAAAAUGGAAUGGCAUGUUUUUGUUUCUGACAUACAAACAGUAUUCAAUUGCUCAGACUGAUAUUCAAUGGUCUGAUUCCGUUCUUAUUAGUCUAUGGCUGCGUUUACACAAGCAGCCAAAUUCUGUUCUUUUGCCCAAUUAUGGGCAAAAUAGUUGAUUUGAUUGGUCAAAAGACCAAUUAGUGGAAAAAUAAUCAGAAUUGGGUGGCCUGUGUAAACACAGCCUUUAUGUCCCUGUGGAGCAAUGAUAGUAGAAACUAAUCCCAGGCUAUUGAGUGAGAUAUGUUUACUAUUCACCCUGAGGUUGUGGUAUGUAAAAACAAAUGUUAUUUUUGUGAUUGUGUUUGUGACUGUGCAUGUAUGUAUGUGUGUGUGUGCUUCCCCAGGUGGGAUAGUGCCAGGAGAUGAGGUGAUAGCUGUGAAUGGGAAGAUCCUGACUGACUCCUCACUGACAGAAGGACAAAACUCUCUGACCAGGGCCUGGAACAGUGGAGGG
Molecule: messenger RNA, 656 nt
Organism: Coregonus sp. 'balchen'
Lineage: Eukaryota; Metazoa; Chordata; Actinopteri; Salmoniformes; Salmonidae
Source: the annotation of a GenBank genome assembly